Macrosiphum euphorbiae (potato aphid) is the source of this 567-nucleotide messenger RNA. NCBI's taxonomy places the organism in Eukaryota, Metazoa, Arthropoda, Insecta, Hemiptera, Aphididae. The record is from the annotation of a GenBank genome assembly.
AUGAGCUUAAGUAAAAAACUGAAAGUCGAUACAGAGUGCCGUGUUUUUAACAAAAAGUGGAAUAAUGACUAUUUCUUCAUUGAACAAAACAAUGUUGCUUUAUGCGUUAUUUGCAAGGAAAAGAUUGCUGUUAUGAAAGAAUACAAUAUUGGUAGCCAUUAUAAAAGUAAGCACGCAUCUACAUAUAACGAGCUAUCUGGUAAACUACGAUCAGACAAGUUUGAAAUAUUAAAACAGAAUUUACUAGCUCAACAGUCAAUUUUUACAAAACGGUCAUGUCAAAAUGAAUCUCUCGUAAAAGCAAGUUUUCAAGUAGCUCGUACUCUGGCGAUAGCCGGAAAACCUUUUACUGAUGGCCAAAUUGUAAAGGAGUGCAUGCUGAAGACAGUUGAAGAGAUUUGUCCCGAUAAAAUCAAUUUAUUCACCGGUAUUAGCUUGUCAGCGAAUACAAUUGCGCGACGUACCACAGAUCUCGGAAAUGAUAUUAUUCGUCAAUUAAAAGAUACUGCUAAAAGCUUUAAAUAUUUUUCAAUUGCUUUGGAUGAAUCUACUGACACUUCAGACUGA